AUGGAGUCUCGAGCCAACGAGCGGCAAAGUACGCACGAAUACAUGAGUCCUGAAGUGAGCCGGCGACAUGGGGACAGACAGCUCAGCAGUUUUGAUGACGGUGCUGCUGAACGGUCGAAUGGGGAGGACACUCAGCAGCAUCGGCGGUAUGAGAACGAAAGAAACGAUCCCGCGGUAGCAGAACAGCGAUGCGACUGUUGUCCCGACGCUGACCAUCCUCUGGACGAGUCCAACAAUUGGCCAUGUUACCUACAGUACUGCACACGGGAUCCAGAUGCCCGUCCUAUUCUACCCCUACACGACGCUCUGGACGAUGCAAUCACGAAAGCAGACAGCGACGUGCAUCAACUGGUCACUGCAUUCAACGACCAGCGACGGUCACUGGAGCUCGCCAACAGCACGACCGCCAGUGUCGACGACAUGAACUCUGUCCUCGCUCGUGUGUCAGCGUCCAUGACAGAAAUGCGGCAUCGGAUGAACGAGUUGAUGGCCGUCGCCAACGCUGAGGCUGCGGCUGCUGUCGGAGAUGGACCUCCCCCAGAUACAGAAGGACUCUACACGAUGAAUAGCAGUAUUCACAAUGCGACGAAGCUGCCAAGACAACAUCGUGUGAGGCAAUGGUUCGAUGAUGUGAGGUUCUGGGUUCAAGGCGUCGGAUGGAGUCGUGAGAGCACCAGGACAGUCGACGACCUGCCCUAUCACAAACGCAUGGGGGGCAAGAGGCGACAGAGCCAGAACGUCAACGCUGUGGACCAGCUGGCCAUGGCGAUCAAGUAUGACAAGGCCGGUGAAUUUGAAGUCGACAGAACCUCCGGGGACACGCCUGGAGAUUCCGAACGGAGCACUGGUGGAGCCGUGCAGGACCAAAAUCAGUCUCCGCUAUCUCAGCACUCCUCAAUUUCCGAACAUGAUGCUGCAGAUGGCGCUGAGGACAUCUCAACCUUCCACCAGGCCUUGCAAGCGCUUCCAGGGGAUGGAGAGGACCUCCGACCGAGAGGGACUUCUCCAGGCGGAAGUCAAACUUCCAUUCGCACGAACGCCAGCUCCAGUGUGGGAGGGCGUAACGACUAG
Molecule: messenger RNA, 1071 nt
Organism: Saxophila tyrrhenica
Lineage: Eukaryota; Fungi; Ascomycota; Dothideomycetes; Mycosphaerellales; Extremaceae
Exons: 2
Coding region: 1-1071 (356 amino acids)
Source: RefSeq, a predicted model, not a curated record